AUGGUCCCCGCCGAGGCAUCGGCAGAUGCCCCCGGGGCAGGUGCCGCCACGGUGUUGGCGGCUGCUGCUAGGGCGGAUGUCGCCGCCGUGUCCCCGGUGACCCCCGCAGACGUGUGCGCCACUGAAGUACCGGCGGGCGCCCCUGAGGUGGCCGCCAACGCGGUGCUGGCGGCCGCCGCUAGGGCGGAUGUCGCAGACGAGGCUCCGACGACCCCUGCGGACUUGGCCGCCGCCGAAGUACCGACGGGCGCCCCUGAGGCGGCUGCCGCCACGGGGCUGGCGGCCGCUGCCUGGGCGGAUGAUGCCGCCGCGGCCGCCGAGGAGAUAGCCGCAGCCGUUGCAUUCAACACCGGCAUGGAGGGAAAAGAGAAAGGAGAGGUGGGUGGUUGA
Brachypodium distachyon (stiff brome) is the source of this 390-nucleotide messenger RNA. RefSeq names its product testis-specific gene A8 protein-like. NCBI's taxonomy places the organism in Eukaryota, Viridiplantae, Streptophyta, Magnoliopsida, Poales, Poaceae. The record is from RefSeq and is a predicted model, not a curated record. Bases 1 to 390 code for a protein of 129 amino acids. The transcript has 2 exons.